This is a messenger RNA of Chaetomium globosum CBS 148.51, 1203 nucleotides long. RefSeq lists its product as uncharacterized. The transcript has 2 exons. The coding region runs from base 1 to 1203 and encodes 400 amino acids. NCBI's taxonomy places the organism in Eukaryota, Fungi, Ascomycota, Sordariomycetes, Sordariales, Chaetomiaceae. Gene Ontology annotation, biological process: translational termination. The record is from RefSeq and is a predicted model, not a curated record. Gene Ontology annotation, molecular function: translation release factor activity.
AUGGAAACCCACACCACACUUCCCUCCGCCCUUCUCGAGCGCGCACGUAAACUUGCCAUCGAGCAUGACCAAUUGAGCGCCGCCCUAGAAAAUGACUUUGACGCAAAAAAGGCCAAACGGGCAGGCGAACUCUCGAGAGUUGCCAGCGCGGUCAAGGAGCUCGAAAAAGCCAAGGCUGCCCUCGUUGAGCUCCAGGGCUUGCUAGAGUCGAACGAUGCCGAGAUGCGGGAGCUGGCGAGAGACGACCUCGAGGCCACAAAUGCUCAGCUCGCCGAGUCGAGCCACAACCUCUCGGUGGCCCUGACACCCAAGCACCCGUUCGCCGACAUGCCAUGCCUGCUCGAAAUACGGCCCGGCCCCGGCGGCCUGGAGGGGCGUUUCUUUGCCGACUCUCUCUUUCAAAUGUACAAGGCGUACUGCUCGAACAAGGGCUACAGAACGCGGAUUGUGCAGUACGAGGCGUCCGACAGCGACGGUUCGACGGGUUCCGAGGGAGAAAUCCCUCUGCAAGAAGCCGUGCUCGAGGUCCAGGAAGAGGGCGCAUACGGCCUCUUCCGCGGUGAGGCGGGUAUGCACCGAGUGCAGCGAGUACCCGCUACCGAGAAGAGCGGACGCACCCACACGAGCGCCGUCGCGGUAUGGGUGCUGCCCUCCUUUCCGGAGAACGGCACCUCCGACUCCGAGGCCGACUGGGACAAGCCGGAGAGCGACUUCUACAUCGACCCGAACGAGGUGCGGAGCGAGACGAUGCGCGCGGGCGGCGCGGGCGGACAGCACGUCAACAAGACCGAGUCGGCCAUCCGGCUAACCCACAUUCCCACCGGCACGACGGUCAGCAUGCAAGACUCGCGGUCGCAGCAGCGGAACCGCGAGGACGCGUGGCGGCUGUUGCGGUCUAGGCUUGCCCAGCAGCGGCGCGAGGCGAGAGAGGAACAGGCUCGCCAGCUGCGCAGCAGCGUGCUGGCGAACUCGCAAAUCACUCGUGGGGACAAGAUCCGGACAUACCAGUACCAACAAGACCGGUGUACAGACCACCGGAGCGGGCUGAACACCCACAACCUGCCGGAUGUUCUCCGGGGCGGCGAGACGCUAGAGAAGGUCAUGGACAGCGUUCAGAAUUGGCUGGUCAACAAGGACAUCGAGGCGCUCAUUGCUGACGAGGAAGCAGCUGCCGCCCCGUCGAAGAAGAAGAAGGGCAAAUGA